AUGAAGACCAGGCUGCUGUUUCUACUCGCGACGCUCCUUUAUCAGGAUGCAAGAUGCGAACCGCCAGUAGACUCAGCAUCACUACCACUGGAGCACCGUGGUGGCGCGUACGGCCCUCCACUCCCGCCACAGACAGAUGACCCCUGGCCAUUGACCUCACCUGACAGUCCCAAAAUCAAACAUCUACAAGUCCAAUGUGAAAAAACUCAUAUGCGUGUCAAUAUUGAGUUCGAUAGACCGUUUUAUGGUAUGAUAUUCUCGAAAGGAUUCUACAGCGAUUCACAUUGUAUGCACUUAAAACCGGGAACCGGGCAUCUCAGCGCUACUUUCGAGAUCUUCCUUAACAGUUGUGGUAUGAGCAGCUCCGCUAACCACAAUGUAGCAGCAUAUGGAAGCCCUACCCCUAGCGGAUCGUACGUAGAAAACACAAUUAUUGUGCAGUACGAUCCUUACGUUCAGGAAGUAUGGGAUCAAGCGAGGAAAUUAAGAUGCACAUGGUACGACUUUUAUGAAAAGGCUGUCACUUUCAGACCGUUCCAAGUCGACAUGCUACAUGCGGUUACGGCAAACUUUCUCGGAGACAACUUGCAAUGCUGGAUGCAAAUUCAAGUGGGAAAAGGACCCUGGGCUUCAGAGGUGUCUGGUAUAGUAAAAAUUGGUCAGACAAUGACUAUGGUACUUGCAAUUAAAGAUGACGAGAACAAAUUUGACAUGUUAGUAAGAAACUGUGUUGCACACGAUGGUAAAAGAGCGCCAAUCCAAUUAGUAGAUCAAUAUGGAUGCGUAGUUAGACCCAAAAUUAUGAGCAAAUUCCAGAAGAUUAAGAACUUUGGGCCUUCCGCUUCUGUCGUAUCGUUUGCAUACUUCCAAGCUUUUAAAUUCCCAGAUUCUAUGAAUGUCCACUUUCAAUGUGUUAUCCAAGUAUGUAGAUAUAAUUGUCCCGAGCCUAAAUGCGCUGGGCUCGGUGCCGAUUAUGGAGUGCCAUUAUUGGGAGGUAACACAUUGGGAGCAGGUGAAUAUGGCCUCCCUAACGGUGAAUACGGACUUCCUCCAUCCCCACACGCUGAAUAUGGUGUUCCACCCGCGUAUCCAGACCCUAGGCAUCCCGCAGACUCAUCAGGUGCUUACUCUGAAAAACGAGACGACACUGUUCCUCCACCACAAGCACAGGCUUCAUCUACACCUAAUGCUCCAAGUCCUUCCUCACCAUCACCAAAUAGAAAUGAUGAAGACGACGUCAACCUUCCUCCACCACCACCCCCGGGACGACGUGGCGUAUACAACACAGUCAAGAGGAAAGAUGAAGGACACGGUAAUCUGGCAACGUUGGGUGGCCGACCGCGAUCUGUUGAAGAUUUACCCGAAACAUUAGUAGGAGUAAGAAGAAAACGUGAAACAUCGACACCGUCACGUAUCUAUAAACGAGAUGCUCAAGAAAUGACCGACGUAAAUACAAGCAGAACGAUACAAGUGGUGGCGCCAGGUGAUGUUAACUUUGCUUUAAAUAAUGCUGCUACCAACGAAACAGUUGUGAUUCAAUCUCCAGCAACUGAUCCAGAAACGAUAUGCAUGUCAGUGCCAUCAUUCGUGGCAGGUUUGGUCAUGUUAUUAUUAGUACUGGUAGUAGCGUCACUGGUAGCUGCUUUUCUCUUUGUGCGGGUGCGGGCGCUGGAUAGAAAAGGAACACACGGCGCCACCGCUUACUAUGAGACGGACUAUGUGAAGCAUACGAACUAG
Messenger RNA from Pieris macdunnoughi, 1737 nucleotides. The record is from the annotation of a GenBank genome assembly. NCBI's taxonomy places the organism in Eukaryota, Metazoa, Arthropoda, Insecta, Lepidoptera, Pieridae.